Molecule: messenger RNA, 5985 nt
Organism: Sceloporus undulatus (fence lizard)
Lineage: Eukaryota; Metazoa; Chordata; Lepidosauria; Squamata; Phrynosomatidae
Gene: YTHDC2
Product: YTH domain containing 2
Exons: 31
Coding region: 93-4487 (1464 amino acids)
Cellular component (GO): intracellular anatomical structure
Molecular function (GO): ATP binding; RNA binding
Source: RefSeq, a predicted model, not a curated record
UCUCAGUCCCGGCCGCCCCUUCAGCCGGAGCGGUCGCUUUCAGAGGGGGGGCUCCUUGUCUCGAGCGCAGCCGCCGUUCGGGCCCUUGGGGGAUGAUGUCGCGCCCCAGCAGCGUCUCCCCGCGGCCGCCUCCGCCGGCCUCCAGCGGCCCUCCGAGCGCGGGGGGACCCUCAGGCUCCGCGGCCUCCGCCUCGUCCGCCCUCUCUUCCUUUGGGGGCGGCGGUGGCCGGGCCAAGGGGCUGAAGGACAUCCGCAUCGACGAGGAAGUGAAGAUCGCCGUCAACAUCGCCCUGGAGCGGUUCCGCUAUGGGGAGCAGAGAGAAAUGGAAUUUCCUUCAUCCUUGACAAGUACUGAAAGAGCAUUCAUUCACCGAUUGAGUCAAUCUCUUGGUCUGAUUUCUAAAAGUAAGGGGAAAGGAGCAAACCGAUACCUAACAGUGAAGAAAAAAGAUGGAUCAGAGUUGGCGCAUGCAGUCAUGACAUGUAAUUUGAUUCCAAACACAAAACAUGCUAUUAGGAGCCUAGUACAGCGCUUUCCUGUCACCAAUAAAGAGCGUACAGAGCUUCUCCCAAAGACAGAGAGAGGAAAUGUUUUUGCUGUUGAAGCUGAGAACAGAGAAAUGAGUAAAACAAGUGGCCGACUUAACAAUGGCAUCCCUCAAAUUCCAGUGAAACGUGGAGAGUCAGAAUUUGAUUCAUUUCGCCAAAGUCUGCCAGUUUAUGAAAAACAAGAUGAAAUUGUUAGAAUCAUUAAAGAAAAUAAAGUUGUUUUAAUUGUGGGGGAAACUGGAUCAGGAAAAACUACUCAGAUUCCUCAGUUUCUACUUGAUGACUGUUACAAAAAUGGAAUACCAUGUCGCAUAUUUUGCACUCAGCCAAGGCGUUUGGCUGCAAUUGCUGUCGCUGAAAGGGUUGCUGCUGAAAGAAGAGAGAAGAUAGGGCAGACUAUCGGUUAUCAGAUCCGACUGGAAAGCAGGGUUUCUCCAAAGACACUUCUAACAUUUUGCACCAAUGGCGUAUUACUUCGUACACUAAUGGCUGGAGAUAGUGCACUAUCAACUGUAACACAUGUUAUUGUGGAUGAAGUCCAUGAGAGGGAUCGGUUCAGUGACUUCUUAUUAACGAAGUUGAGAGACACAUUGCAGAAACACUCGUCUUUGAAACUGAUCCUCUCUAGUGCUGCUCUGGAUGUGAAUCUCUUUGUCAGAUAUUUUGGAGGCUGCCCAGUGAUAUAUAUACCAGGGAGACCUUUUGAAGUAAAAGAGAUGUUUCUGGAGGAUCUACUGAGAAGCACAGGCUAUACAAAUAAAGAAAUGAUCAAAUACAAAAAGGAGAAACAGCGAGAGGAGAAACAACAGACAACUUUGACUGAAUGGUAUUCUGCACAAGACAACAGCAAGCCAGAACUGCAACGACAGAGAGCAGUUCCAAAUGUAGCUGAAGAAUAUGAUUUGUUGGAUGACGGUGGUGACACAGUUUUCAGUCAGUUGGCUGAAAAAGAUGUCAAUUGUCUUGAACCUUGGUUGAUUAAAGAAAUGGAUGCUUGUCUUUCUGAUAUCUGGCUGCAUAAAGACAUUGAUGCCUUUGCACAGGUCUUCCACCUUAUUUUAACUGAAAAUGUCAGUGUUGAUUACCGACACAGUGACACAAGUGCAACAACUUUAAUGGUAGCUUCUGGAAGAGGUUUCUUGAGCCAAGUUGAACAGCUGAUUGGUAUGGGAGCAAAUGUUCACAUCAAAUCAUCCAACGGCUGGACAGCUUUGGAGUGGGCUAAACAUUUUGGCCAGACAGAAGUGGUCGACCUCCUGGAAUCCUACUGUGCCUCACUGGAGUCUGGCAAUCUAGAUGAAAGUUCCUUGGUCCAUGCUAAUGCCAGUGAACUUAGUGUGGAAGAUCAAGAACUCCUGAAAGCUUACCAUCAUAGUUUUGAUGACGAAAAGGUGGAUCUUGACCUGGUCAUGCACUUAUUGUACAAUAUCUGUCAUAGCUGUGAAGCUGGAGCCGUUUUAAUUUUCCUUCCUGGAUAUGAUGAGAUUGUCGGUUUGAGGGAUCGCAUACUCUUUGAUGACAAGAGGUUUGCUGAUAAUGCUCACAGAUUUCAGGUUUUUAUGCUGCAUUCAAACAUGCAGACCUCUGAUCAGAAGAAAGUUCUGAAGACCUCACCUCAAGGUAUUCGCAAAAUAAUACUUUCUACAAAUAUUGCGGAAACCAGCAUUACAGUUAAUGAUGUCGUCUUUGUGAUUGACUCUGGAAAAAUGAAAGAGAAGUCCUUUGAUGCAUUGAACUGUGUAACUAUGCUAAAGAUGGUAUGGAUUUCUAAAGCUAGUGCUGUUCAAAGAAAGGGCAGGGCAGGACGUUGUCGGCCUGGAAUUUGUUUCCGACUUUUCAGUAGACUAAGAUUUCAAAAUAUGCUGGAAUUUCAGACUCCAGAACUUCUAAGAAUGCCUCUACAGGAACUCUGUUUGCAUACAAAAUUGCUAGCUCCUAUCAAUUGUCCAAUUGCUGAUUUUUUAAUGAAAGCUCCAGAACCACCACCUGCUUUAAUUGUGAGAAAUGCUGUGCAGAUGCUUAAGACAAUAGAUGCUAUGGAUACCUGGGAGGAUCUGACAGAACUAGGCUAUCAUCUGGCUGACCUACCAGUAGAGCCGCAUCUUGGUAAAAUGGUGUUGUGUGCUGUUGUUCUCAAGUGCCUGGAUCCAAUUCUGACCAUCGCAUGCACUCUUGCAUAUCGUGAUCCAUUUGUGCUGCCGACACAAGCAUCUCAGAAACGUGCAGCCAUGCUGUGCAGAAAACGAUUCACUGCAGGGACUUUUAGUGACCAUAUGGCUCUUCUCCGGGCUUUCCAGGCAUGGCAGAAGGCUCGAAGUGAUGGUUGGGAAAGAGCUUUUUGUGAGAAAAAUUUCCUGUCUCAAGCAACAAUGGAGAUUAUCAUAGGAAUGAGAACACAGUUACUUGGACAGCUCAGAGCAUCAGGAUUUGUUAGAGCCAGAGGUGGUGGUGAUAUAAGAGAUGUUAACACAAAUUCAGAAAACUGGGCUGUGGUUAAAGGUGCCUUAGUAGCUGGAAUGUAUCCAAAUAUAGUUCAUGUUGAUAGAGAGAACACUGUAUUAACUGGGCCAAAAGAGAAGAAAGUUCGAUUUCAUCCUACCUCAGUUCUCAGCCAACCUCAAUAUAAAAAGAUUCCACCAGCUAAUGGUCAAGUGGCAGCUAUUCAGGCACUCCCCACUGACUGGCUUAUAUAUGAUGAAAUGACACGAGCCCACCAAAUUGCCAAUAUCAGGUGCUGUUCAGUUGUGACUCCAGUCACUGUGGCUCUCUUUUGUGGAUCAGCUAGGUUGCCAAGCAAUGCUUUACAGGAGCCAUCAUCCUUCAGAGUUGAUGGUGCUCCUAAUGACAGCAGUGACAGUGAGAUGGAAGACAGAACAACUGCUAACUUGGCUGCACUGAAACUGGAUGAAUGGCUCAAUUUCAAACUAGAUCCAGAGGCAGCUAGCCUCCUCUUACAACUGAGGCAGAAAUGGCACAGUUUAUUUUUGCGACGGAUGAGAGCCCCCUCAAAGCCCUGGUCUCAAGUUGAUGAGGCAACUAUACGAGCAAUCAUUGCAGUGCUGAGCACUGAAGAACAAUCUGCAGGUCUACAGCAGCCUUCAGGAAUUGGGCAGAGACCAAGACCAAUGUCAUCUGAAGAACUUCCCUUAGCAUCUUCAUGGAGAUCAAACACUAGCCGGAAAAGCUCAGCUGAAGCAGAGUUUGCAGAUGAUGCUUUUAAUGCUGAGAGAAAUCCCCCCAAACCAGCUUUAAGUUAUGAUAUAAACAAAGAGCAGAACAAUACAAUAUUAAGAGUCCUAAUGAAAUCAGCUUCUCCAGCAUUUCACCAACCACUGAAAUACAAAGAGAGAAAUGUCCUACAUCCUAAACGAAGUACAGAUGACAGGACAGACCAGUCAUCUGUGAAAUCUACUGACAGCAGCAGUUAUCCCAGCCCCUGUGCCAGUCCUUCUCCUCCAUCAUCUGGGAAGGGCUCUAAGUCUCCUUCUCCAAGGCCAAAUAUGCCAGUUCGGUACUUUAUUAUGAAAAGCAGCAAUCUGAGGAACCUUGAGAUUUCUCAACAGAAGGGAAUUUGGUCUACAACUCCAAGUAAUGAGCGAAAACUGAAUCGAGCUUUUUGGGAGAGCAGUGUUGUUUAUUUGGUAUUUUCUGUUCAAGGAUCAGGACAUUUCCAGGGUUUUGCUCGAAUGUCUUCAGAGAUAGGACGUGAGAAAAGUCAAGAUUGGGGUUCUACAGGUUUAGGGGGUGUAUUCAAGGUAGAAUGGAUCCGGAAAGAAAGUCUUCCCUUUCAGUUUGCUCAUCACUUGCUCAACCCUUGGAAUGACAACAAGAAAGUACAAAUAAGCCGAGAUGGCCAGGAACUAGAACCUCAGGUUGGUGAACAGCUGCUACAAUUGUGGGACCGUAUUCCUUUAGGAGACAGAAACACAGCUGAUUGAAAAUACAGUAGCAGACUCAGAGUUAUGCUUUCUCUCUUGAUGGUUGCACCUCAUGUGAAAGCAACGAUCUGCUAAAAUCACAAGUACGCCUACAUGAACUAAAUUCCAGAAUGAAAAAGACUUGAGGGAAUUCAGUGGUGUUCUUCUAGUACAGACUGGAUUUCAUUCUGUGUCCUGUGUUGAAAGAAGAAAUGCAGGCUGCUCUUAUGUUCAUAAAGUAAUCUCUUCUGAAUGCUUCACUGUCAGGCUUCAGAUGUUAGGACACUAGAAUAGACUGAAGCCUCUGGCAAGCUUGAAGUAACAUUGUCAUUCUUAAUAUAUGGACGAAACGAUGAGUCUGAGAGAAAUGAGUAAAACUCACUGUCUGAAUUGUAUCCUUUUCAGACACUGUUCAAGGGAAAAUGCAGGUAUAAUUUCAGAAUGUGAAGUUCUAUGGACAGUCUUUGUUAUAGGAGUAACAAGUAUUUGACACAUUAGUUAAGAGGUUCUCCUCCCCCUAGGUUAAAUCCAUUCAAAACAUGUUGGAUACUGUUGUCAGUAGAUUGGCUUUAGGGUAUAUAAAUUUUGGCCAUAUUCAUGUCCAGUAUAAAGUCACAAACAUUGGUAUUGAAGGUUGAAAGAAAAACAGCAACACAUAUAUGUGUACUUUGCCUGUACAGCACUUCUGUCUCUGUCAUCUUUUGAAGAUUGUUUGCCUAAUCAAUAGUUUACAAAGAGUAAAGGAGAAAUGUCACAUUUAACCAGAAGAAAAAUUAUAGAUUUAGUCUUGAAGAAGCAAAUUACUGAGCAGUGUUCUAAGCUAAUAAAUGUAAAAAGAAUGUGAGUUUUCUGUACAAACCACAAAGUGAAAAUAGAGGAACACUACAUUAGCAUUUUAACAAAAGAUUCUGGAUUUGGAUCUACUGGCUUUUCUAGUUCAGUUUUUAUGUAUAGAGACCUAUUUGAUUUCUGACAAUAUGUAGUUGAAUUCAUCUGUACAUCCAUACAGCAUUCUUGUUAAAUUUUACUGACUGUAAUCUAAGCCAUUUAAUUUGUUUAUAAGUUAUGAAUUGGAAGUAAUAUAUCUUUAGAAUGAAGUUUCUUGUUUGUAGCUGUACAGUGUUUUUAGAACAAUUUGAAACUAUAGCAGAAGAACACAAACAGUUCUGUAUUGACUCGAGACUGUAUUUUCACAGUUUGAUUGUUAUAUUGCCUGUAAUUUAUGUUGCACCUUUAACUAUGUUCUAAUUGUUCUGCUGCAGUCAUGGGUAAACACAGCAAUAAAUUGUAAUGGCAGCUUUGACACGGGUAGUAGAAAUCAGCAAGUGCUGUUUUGUAUAAUUUCCUCCAGUUGGUUUCAGAUUUCAGAUGCAGGUGUUUUGGACUACAAAGGAAUGUGAAGAAUGGUCAGUUUCGUAGUUUCUAAAGCAUAAUCUAAUGAAAAAUCAUUUGAAAAUGUAAUGUUAACAUAUUGCUGUGUGUCCUUUUAACCUCAAAUAAAGCUACAACACAUGUUGAA